AUGUCAGACUCUGAAAAUAAUGAGACGGAUGUGCGGCGCUCGUCUCGUCGCUGCGGGGUGAGUGCGAAGACCACGAAAAUGAUGUCUGAAAUGGAGAAGCUGAAACAAGCCCGUGCUACUGGAAAAGUUUAUAGACCAGAUCUAGAAGUUGAGGACGUUUACGAUACAGUAGAUGAUGCGGAGUACGAGAGGAUCGUGUCCAAGAGACAAAACGAAAAUUUUGUUGUGGAUGACAAUGGAAUGGGCUACGCGGACACUGGUGCUGACUUUGAGGACGAUGAUUAUGAUGACUACGACGAUGAAGAGCCAAGGAAGUCAUCGUCAAACAAAGGAGACAAAAAGUCCAAAAAGGAUAAGAAAGACAAAAAAGAAAAGAAGAAGGGAGCAAUGGACGCUUACAUUUCUUACACUGCAAGUCGAAAAGCAGCCGUUGAUGAGUCGAAGCUGAAAGCCACGCUGGAUGAGGAUGAAGAUCUGAAAAACAUUCUUGAUCAGCUGGGAGAUAAUGAUAGUGACGGAGAGGAAGAAAUAACGAAACCUAAAAAGGUUCCCGCGAAUCCAUUCAAAAGAGGGAGAAGUGCUGAAUCGCCCGGUUCCGAUGCCAUCAUGCCGCGCCCAAUUAUUAAAAAAGCAAAAACAGGCGCAAAUGUGACAGGAUUGGCACCUCACCGCUUCCAAAACAACAAGAAAACAGUGGUAAGAGCUCCUGAACCAUCCGAUGACGACGAGGAUUAUGGUGUCCCCGACUUCAAUGACCCCAUUUUGUCUUCUCCCUUUAAAGAAGAAGCUGUCUCUCCUGUUUCUACUUCUAAACUGUCUUCUAAAACCCAUGAAACUGAAUUAGAUGCUCGGAAGGAUGCUGUGAAAAUGGAAAUGGACGAGGAAGAAGAAGAAGAACAGAAAACUUCUGGGACUAUAAGAGAAGUUGAGGACAGUCUGGCAAAAUUCCGAGUAAUUGAAGACGUUUGGACUGGAAAUGAGGAUCAAGAAGAAGAGGAAGAUGGGAAGGUUGAGGUGAAAACUGGAACUGAGCCAUUCUACGUGAUGACUGGAGAUCGUGAAGAUGUGAAGGCAAUCAGAAUGUAUUGGAUAGAUGCUUACGAGGACGUGCACAAGGCCAAUGGAACUGUGUACUUGUUCGGAAAAGUGAAAACCGGUGCGAACACUUGGGAAACCUGUUCAAUCGUUGUUAAGAAUAUCUGCCGGAAGGUUUACUUCAUGCCACGUUCAGAGAAUCUAAGAACCGGAGAAGAAUCGAACUUGGCAGAUCUGCACAAAGAGAUUGGAGAAGUCUUGAAGAACAAAUUCAAUACACACGAAUUCAAGUGUAAGAUGGUCGAGAAGGAAUUGAUUCGAGAUGAGAGUUUCGGAAAUGGAGGAGGAACGAAGACUCCCCUGAUGGAAGUGCUCUAUCCGGCAGAUAAGGGAAAACUUCCGAACGAUCUCAAAGGUGACACCUUUUCACACACAUUCAACACCUCCGUCUCCCCACUUGAACGUCUUCUGAUCGAGAAAAAAUUCAUGGGUCCCGGAUGGAUUGAUCUCUACAGUUACGUGGAUCCAAAGGCUAAGACAUCAAACUGCAAGUAUGAGUUUGAAGUUGAUAUGGAGAAGAUGAGAAAUAUCAAGUAUUUGGAAGGAGAGGAUUUGGAAAAACUGAAAGGAACAGCCAAUUCAGCAGUUCCCUCAAUCAAACUCCUCGCAUUGAAUAUUGUGACAACACUGAACGAAAGGAAGGAAAACGAAAUUUGUAUGAUUUCAACGUUGUUCAACUCGAAAUGCGAUCUUGCUCAUCCGAGUUCUGAUAACAAGGCUUUCAAGCCGAGAUGCUUGGUCACGAAACCACACGGUGGAUCUCUCCCAUAUGACAUACAGAAGCGUCUGGAAUCCGAAAAAAUCUCAAAAUUCGUGAAAACUGUUCCCAACGAGAAGGCCCUUCUCACUCUUUUCCUUGCUGAGAUCAAUGAUGAAGAACCGGAUAUGGUUGUUGGACAUGACUUAUCAGCUAUGAUUGCUCUUCUGGUUUCGCGUCUCGAAAAGCUAAAAUUACCUAACUGGUCCCGCAUUUCCCGUCUAAAACGUUCGAUUAACAUUGGAAAACUGGGUCACUCGAAAUCUGGACAAUGGGAGUUAACAGCUGGACGGAUGAUGCUUGAUUCAAAGUUGGCCGCUAUGGAACUUGUCAAAUCGAGAAGUUUCGAUUUAACUGAGCUCUCUCAACAAAUUCUUGGAACUAAUCGACGAGAGAUCUAUUCCAAUGAGAUUUCAAACCUCUAUAGUGACUCAAAGGAUCUAAUCAGUCUAAUCAAUUGGUCAUGGCACGAUAGUCUUCUCUCUGUUCGUAUCGUGGUUCGUCUCAAUGCUCUUCCUCUUUACAUGCAAAUCUCGCAAAUUGUCGGUGGAAUCACUUCAAGAACAAUGAUGGGAGGAAGAGCCGAAAGGAAUGAAUAUCUCCUUCUGCAUGCAUUCGAGAAGGCUGAUCUUAUUGCACCGGAUAAGUACAGUGCUUUUGAGAACAAGAAACAAAAGGAGCAGCAGGUUAAAGAAGAAGGAGACGAAAAGAAGGCUGGAAAAGCACAGUAUUCUGGAGGAUUGGUUCUGGAACCGAAGAAGGGACUCUACGAAACACUCAUCUUGUUGCUUGAUUUCAACUCCCUCUACCCAAGUAUCAUUCAAGAGUACAAUAUCUGCUACACCACUUUGGUGUAUUCGAAGGAUAGUGAUGAGCAACUAUCUGUUCCCCAAAACACAGACGUUGAAGGUGUGCUUCCUCGUGAAAUCAGAAAGCUUGUGGAGUGUAGGCGAGAUGUAAAAGCUCUGAUGAAGACGGAGAGAAAUGAAUCGAAACGGAAACAGAUGGAUAUCAGACAAAUGGCUCUCAAACUCACUGCCAACUCCAUGUAUGGAUGUCUCGGUUUCCAAUAUUCUCGGUUCUAUGCGAAACCUCUAGCUGCUCUGGUUACUGCCAAGGGAAGAGAAAUUCUGAUGCAUUCGAAAGAUCUUGUGGAGAAAAUGGGUUACUCUGUAGUCUACGGAGAUACUGAUUCUAUCAUGAUCAACACGAACUCGAUGGAUUUGGCAAUGGCCAAGAAGUUGGGUUCUGAAAUCAAGAAGGCUGUUAACAAAUGCCAUCGGUUGCUAGAACUUGAUCUCGAUGGAGUUUUCAAGAGAAUGUUAUUGCUCAAAAAGAAAAAGUACGCCGCGUUGACAAUCAAUCCAGACACGAAGGUUGAAGCGAAGGAGUUGAAGGGACUCGAUAUUGUCAGAAGAGAUUGGUCUCAAUUGGCCAAAGAAAUCGGAACAGCGGUCGUCGAUAAAAUUCUGGACUCUUCCCUGUCUCGAGAUGAGAUGAUUUCUUCAAUUGAUGACCUCCUCAGAGACAUCCGCCAGAAGCUUGAUUCUGGAACAGUACCUAUAGAAAUGUUCCAGAUCAGCAAACAGCUGACUAAAAAUCCAGAUCAGUAUGGAGACGUGAAGGCUCAAUCGCAUGCUGCAGUUGCACAGAGACUUAAUAAAAGUGGAAAGUUCCACAUGAGACACAAUGAUAUCGUUGAAUACGUAAUCUGUGAAGAUGGAACUGAUAAUGGUGCUACACAAAGAGCCUAUCAUCGAACUGAAAUGGUUGAUAACAAGGACUUGAAGAUUGAUCUUCUCUACUAUCUCGCUCAACAGAUUCAUCCAGUUGUUUCCCGCCUCGUUGAGCCCAUCGAGGAGACUGAUGCAGUUCGAAUUGCUGAAUGCCUUGGAUUGGAUUCAACAAAUUACCGUAGAGCCGCAGCUGCACAAGCUAACCAACGAGCUGCUGAAGAGGAUUGCACUUGGCAACAAGAGAAUUACGAGCUGUGCGAAGGAGUGGUUGUUGUUUGCCCACACCCAGAAUGCGGUCAUUCUAACGUCAUUCGAGAAACGUUUGAUUGUGUGACCGAUCCUACAUCUCCUCGAUUCUUGAUUGCUGGAUGUUCGCAAUGCAACGGAACAUGGGAAUCCUCAGAGCAUCAAGCUGUUAUCUCCAAUCAAAUUGACUGUCAACUGGGCGAGUUCGUGGCCAGACAUCAUAUUGCAGCAUACAAGUGCGAUGAACCGACAUGUGAAUUCAAAACGAGAGUGCAGACGAUGAAAUGGUGUCGUGAAGGAUUAGAAUGCAUUCGUUGUUCAACUGGAGUUCUCCGUCGCGAAUACACAUCGAAACAACUUUUCGAUCAACAAAUGUUCUUUCGUCAGAUUUUCGAUGUAGACGCCGCUCUUCGUAAAAUGAGUGAUUCGCAGAAAAGAGCCGCUGAGAAUCGUGACCGCCAGCAAUUCAACGCCUGUCGCAUAGAUUCGAUGGAUAUUGUCAAUCGAAUCAACGAAAAAUAUCUGGAACGCAACUCCUACAACCGUGUGGAUCUUUCGUAUAUCUUCGCCCCGAUGAUGAAGAUUUAG
Molecule: messenger RNA, 4422 nt
Organism: Caenorhabditis briggsae
Lineage: Eukaryota; Metazoa; Nematoda; Chromadorea; Rhabditida; Rhabditidae
Exons: 11
Coding region: 1-4422 (1473 amino acids)
Biological process (GO): leading strand elongation; DNA replication; mitotic DNA replication initiation
Cellular component (GO): alpha DNA polymerase:primase complex
Molecular function (GO): chromatin binding; purine nucleotide binding; DNA-directed DNA polymerase activity
Source: RefSeq, a predicted model, not a curated record